AUGUCUGUAUCAAAAGGUACAGAUUCCACUAAGCUUACCGAGAAAGAAAAGGCAUUAGCGGGCUUAGCAUACAAUGCUAAUACUCCAGAACUCAUAGCUGAUCGUAGGCGAGCUCGUGUUCUGACAUAUAAAUUUAAUAACAGUGAUCCGAGCCGAGAUAAUUACAUUAGCGAAAGGCAAACGAUUAUAAGGGAGCUAUUCGGUUCAAUUGGAAAGGACUUUGACAUUGAGCCACCAUUUUAUUGUGAUUAUGGUUAUAAUAUACACAUUGGAGACGACUUUUUUGCCAAUUUUGGUCUGACUAUCCUUGACUGUAAUAAGGUCGAGAUUGGAGAUAGGGUACUAUUUGCACCAAAUGUUUCGUUGUAUGGACCAACACAUUCUGUUAACCCUGCUGACAGAGUAAGCGAGGAUUUCGAACUGGCAUAUCCUAUUAAGAUUGGUAAUGAUGUGUGGAUUGGAGGUGGUGUAAUUAUCCUUCCAGGAAUUACAAUUGGGGAUGGGGCAACUGUUGGUGCUGGAUCUGUUGUCACAAAGAAUGUUGAGCCCUAUACUGUAGUGGCAGGUAAUCCUGCUAAGUUUCUUAGGUAUGCAGAGAAGCCAAAUCAGAUAGAUCAAAUUAAAAAUUAG
Paraglomus brasilianum is the source of this 630-nucleotide messenger RNA. The record is from the annotation of a GenBank genome assembly. NCBI's taxonomy places the organism in Eukaryota, Fungi, Glomeromycota, Glomeromycetes, Paraglomerales, Paraglomeraceae.